GUUACAACCGCCAGUUGAACGAUUCAAAACGGAGCGAUUCGUGGAUUCGUUGACAUCGUGUCGUCGUCGUCGUUGAUUUCCGUUUUGUGUAUCAAGCCAGGUCUUGACUCGAUUCUCAGUUCUCGGCUCGGUUCGAAAUCGGCGAAUGGAAACCAAACAAAAUUCCAAUUAAAAUUCUGUUUGGCGCGCAUUAAAAAAAAUCUUAACAACUUCAUCAGUUAAAAAUAUGAUAAUUACCUAAAAAGGAAACCAAGUGUUUGUGUGGAUAAACUAAAAAGUGAAUUUAAAAUUGAAAAAUAAAAACAAGAAUAUUUGGUGAAAUCGCAAUACAGUGAUUUUUGUUGCUUCUGAGUUUGGGAUAAACAAAAAAAGCCUUCAAAAUUUACUGCUUCACCGGCUUUGGCAACUCCAUCUUCAAAAUAAAUACCAACAGCAACAUCAACCCCCCCAGUGGCACUAGUACCACCCAUCUUGAGAUUCUGCACCACCACCACCCAGAAAACAGUGCGAGAAUGCUGUUUGAGAAUCCGGCUGUUCCGGCAAAGUUGCCGUUUCCAUAUAACGUGCCACCGCCUCUUCAGGCGGCGGCAGCAGCAGCGGCUGCUGUGCCAAAUUUAAGGUUUCAGACACCAAUUAAAGCGUUUGCCUGCCUGACAGCAGCCACAAGGUCAGUAUCCGAGAUGAAUGCCACUUCUUUAUACGUUGGCAACCCGAUGGAGAAUGCAGCAGCCGCGGCCGCCGCCGCUGCAGCGGGCCUCAUUGACCCGCGCCACAAUCGGGACUUGCACCAGGCUCUGGUGGCCUCCAUGGCCAACAACGGCGUGGCCACCAUCGGCAGUGGCCUGACCACAGCUGCGGUCCUCAAAAGCGCCGCCCAGCAGUCACAGGCGGUCACUCAGCAGCAGCCACAGAAUCCCGGCUCGGCCGUCGUGGCUGGCCAGGAGCAGCCCGGCGCUGUGCAGGAGCUCAAGCAGGAUCUGGCCCUGAUCAAGGAGGAGACCGCUGCCGGCGUUGUUGGCCAACAGAGUGGCAGUAACAACAGCGGUUCCUCGGGCCGCUCCACACCCAGCCUGACCGGGGGCAGUGGCUCCGAUCCGGCCCCAGGAAAACUCUUCGUCGGGGGCCUCAGCUGGCAGACAUCCUCCGACAAGCUGAAGGAAUACUUUGGCAUGUUCGGCACUGUCACCGAUGUGCUCAUCAUGAAGGAUCCCGUCACCCAGCGCAGUCGCGGCUUUGGGUUUAUCACAUUCCAGGAACCCUGCACCGUGCAGAAGGUUCUCAAGGUGCCCAUCCACACCCUCGACGGCAAGAAGAUAGAUCCAAAGCAUGCCACCCCAAAGAACCGACCUCGCCAGGCCAACAAGACCAAGAAGAUCUUUGUCGGCGGCGUUUCCCAGGACACCUCCGCCGAGGAGGUUAAGGCCUACUUCAGCCAGUUCGGCCCCGUCGAGGAGACCGUGAUGCUGAUGGACCAGCAGACGAAGCGCCAUCGCGGCUUCGGCUUCGUCACUUUCGAGAACGAGGACGUGGUGGACCGCGUCUGCGAGAUCCACUUCCACACUAUCAAAAACAAGAAGGUCGAGUGCAAGAAGGCCCAGCCCAAGGAGGCUGUCACUCCGGCCGCGCAGCUCCUGCAGAAGCGUAUCAUGCUGGGCACUCUGGGCGUGCAGCUGCCUACCGCUCCCGGCCAACUGAUAGGCGCUCGGGGCACUGGCGUCGCCACCAUGAAUCCAUUGGCCAUGUUGCAGACUCCCACACAGCUGUUGCAGUCGCCGGCAGCCGCCGCCGCCGCCCAGCAGGCCGCUCUCAUAUCACAGAAUCCGUUUCAAGUACAAAACGCAGCCGCUGCCGCCACGAUGGCAGCCAAUCAGACGGGCUUUGGAAAGCUGCUGACAACAUAUCCGCAGACAGCCCUGCAUAGUGUCAGGUAUGCUCCUUAUUCGAUCCCCGCCACCGCCGCCACUGCCAAUGCUGCCCUGAUGCAGGCUCAUCAGGCGCAGAGCGUGGCCGCCGCUGCCCACCAACAGCAGCAGCACCAUCACCAGCAGACUCACGCCGUGGCGGCCGGCCAGCCCCACCAGCAGCCGCAGAGCCACCACUCAGCCGUUGCCUCGAAUCCCGCUUCGCAGGCCCAUUCAGCAGCCGCGGCCGCUGCCCUGGCGGCCAAUGCAGCCAAUGGAGCCGGAGCUGCCGGUGCUCACAGCCUGGCCGCUGCUGCUCAACAGGCGGCCCUCGUGGCCGGAAAUCCGUUGAACGCUGCUGCUGCCGCCGCCGCCGCUGCUGCCAAUCCCGCGGCCUACUCCAACUAUGCCCUGGCCAACGUGGACAUGUCCAGCUUCCAGGGCGUCGACUGGAGCACCAUGUACGGCAUGGGCAUGUACGUCUAAGGCGGGGGUGGUUCCGUUUGGUAAUUUGAAUGAAACACUCAACUCACAACUCUCACACACAACACCAACACCCACAAACCCAAGCCAAGGGUAGGUGAUCACCACCUCCCUUAGCUGUAGACUCAUGGCCCCAAUUGAACACCCCCCACACACCCACUCAGAAACGCUCAUCCGAAGUUGGUUUUCCUUUGAGUUCGACUUGGUUAGUAGUCCGACACACGGAAGGCAAAUUAAGUAUUAUAUUUAAGACGCUCGCAGGGCGUGAUCAAGAACACUAAUAUAUAUAUAUAUAAAUAUAAAACAAAUCAUAAGCAAUAUAAGCAACAAAACAAUUUAAAGGAAGGCGAGAAGAGAAACAAAAUUCAAACCAAAAAGAAUAAAUUACGAAGCGAUAUAGAAGCAAAAAGGAAAACAUUAAAAAACCACCGAUUGUGAUUGCGUUUAAAUGUAGCCGUUAAUAUAUAUAAUUUUUAGUGCAUAAAAAACAACAACAUUAAACGUAAAAAACAUAAAUUAUAAUACUAAAAAAUAAAAUUAUAAAAAAAAUUAUUACAUCUAAAUAUUGAAAGAAAAUCAAAGAGAGCAAAGCAAAGAAUCUGUCAGCAGUCUCGACUAACCCAAAAUAAUAUAUAAAUUGAAGAAAUCCAGCAAUGCAGUAUUAAGCAAUUGAAUCAAACUGCAAGAGAAAACAUUUUGCUCAAUCAAAGAGUUGAUUAAAUACUAUUAUCACACACAAGUUAAUCAAAAACGAUGAUAACUGAUCGAAACUAUAAUUUUAGAGGUUUAGUUGAGUUCGAAUUUAAUUCACCCCAGCAUAGGCUAUACACCCAGCAGCGGAGAAACUCAUUUAUCAACAAGCUAACAAACAUCACCAAACCUACACUUGCACACACAACUUUCCCUACUUUCUCACUUCUAUCACACUCUGUUUAAUCCAAUACUCUAUUCUUUGUACUUAAUAAUAUAAAAUAUACAAAAGCAACGAACAACUCACUCUUUCGUUUGUGUUUUGUGUGUGUUGACCAUCUGAUUUUGAUUUAGUUUAGUGUUAGCCUACUCUCCACCCAAUCUCAACCAUUUAUGUAGCUAGUAACACUUGUUUAUCAUUUUGCAUUUGCAUAUUAUUCAAAUGAUUCAAAGGAUAGAAAGUAAUUUAGUUUAACGGCUUCCUCUCGAUAAGUAAGAAUGCUCCCGGCCGACGAGUUUCCAGGUCGAUACUAAUCCCAUGAAACUUACUAUAGUAUACUUUUAUCAAUUUUUGUUUCAUUUCCAUAACCAUCCAACCAACCACUCAUGAACCAGGUAACAUUUCUUUACUGUAGUUUAUUGUUUUAAAUGGCACAAUCUUAGUUUUUAAUAUUAUUUUGUAAUUUAUAGUUGUAGUUUUUGCAUUUGAGUUUGCAUUCGAAAAAUACUUCAUCCUUGGAAUAAACAACCAAUCGAAUUAUGGAGUCCAGAGCAUUAGCUUCUGGAUAAUUACUUUUCUUCAUUUUAUUCGCUUGCAUGAUUUAAAGUCUAAUUUUAGUUUUUAAUUAUGAUUUUGAAAGUAACUUUUGCGUAUGUACAUAUAUAGUUUGUAUAAUUUACUCUCUUGUACACACUUAUGGAAAAACAUUGAAACAUUUGAAGUAAUUUGUAUGUUUAAUAAAAAUCAGCGA
Drosophila bipectinata is the source of this 4045-nucleotide messenger RNA. RefSeq names its product RNA-binding protein musashi (gene msi). Gene Ontology annotation, molecular function: mRNA binding. NCBI's taxonomy places the organism in Eukaryota, Metazoa, Arthropoda, Insecta, Diptera, Drosophilidae. Gene Ontology annotation, biological process: regulation of translation. The record is from RefSeq and is a predicted model, not a curated record. Gene Ontology annotation, cellular component: cytoplasm.